Molecule: messenger RNA, 1388 nt
Organism: Zerene cesonia (dogface butterfly)
Lineage: Eukaryota; Metazoa; Arthropoda; Insecta; Lepidoptera; Pieridae
Product: 2-aminoethanethiol dioxygenase
Exons: 1
Coding region: 1-870 (289 amino acids)
Cellular component (GO): mitochondrion
Molecular function (GO): oxidoreductase activity, acting on single donors with incorporation of molecular oxygen, incorporation of two atoms of oxygen
Source: RefSeq, a predicted model, not a curated record
AUGACAUUUGCGGACAGUUGUGCUUUGUUAUCGUGCCGAUUUAUUUCUCGUUUUAUUAGAAGAAAAAAACUCUUGUGUAUUAAUACUAGCAGAUUUCAUAUGGAUAAUAAGCAUGAAGCAAAGUCUGCUAUGGAAAUCGUGAACGUACCGCCGAUCAUAUCAACGUACCGACAUGCUUUACGUACUUUCGAUGACAAAUUCAAAAAUGAUUUCAGCACCAACUUGAGCAAAUUAAAAUCUAUGAUGGAUACAUUGAAGGCAGACGAUUUCAGCUUCGACCAUACUUUCAAAGAUCCCGGUACGUGGCGACGGCCUAACAAGGCUCCCUGCACAUACAUUGAAGUGUUUCAAAAUAAUAAAGUUAAUAUGAGUAUUUUCAUACUUAAACCGGGGUUUAAGAUGCCCCUACACGACCAUCCCCAUAUGCAUGGACUAUUAAAAGUUAUAUCAGGAGCUGUACGAAUCAGAAGUUUUACAGAAUUCCCAUUAAAAGAGGUAGUAAGUAAAGUCGAUUUUAAGGUUCGUGCUAAACAUGAAGCUGCGCGGCUCGCCCAAGGUCUACACAAGCGUAGACGACUGUUUGCGCAAAUUUCCCAGGACCAUGUGUGCACAGACAAUUCUCAAACAUGUAUUUUAACACCAACCGUAUCAAAUUAUCAUGAAAUUGAAGCAUUACACGAACCAGCGGCGUUUUUCGACAUUUUAGCGCCACCAUACGAUACAUUCAUAGAGGGAAUUGGUCCAAGAAGAUGUAGAUAUUAUUAUGUAGCUAAUGAAAUAAGCUCAAGUCUAGUGGAACUACAAGAAACGACAGUGCCAGAGUGUUUUUAUUGUGAUCAGGCACCAUAUCUGGGGCCAAAUCUUUCAUAGGUAAUAAUAAUUAUAUUUUUGCUGGUAUACAAUCACAGAGUUACCAAGAGGUGGUGAGAACUUGUGUCUGCAUUUAAACGUCUAGUUCAAAUGUUUUUGUGCCUUUUAUUUAAAUGAUGCACUAACCGCUGCCUUGAUGAAUAGCAAGGUUUAUAAAGUGGGUUUAGUGUUAGUUAAAGCUCUGAUACAUUUAUAAGUUACCUGUUAAUAUAUGAAUAGGGUAGGAGAUGAGGAAUACACCAAAUCACGUUUAUGGGCACUUUUUGACAGCUAAAGACUUUUAAUUAUACAUAGAUAAGUAAAUUUUUAACAAGCCUUAAUUGACACGCUCAGUUUUAUUGAUUCCAAAAUCAACUAAUUUGGUUUCCAAAAAUGCUUCGAAUUUGCAGUAGCAAUAAAUUUUUGGACAAUAGAAACUGGGUAUAAUAGUAUUUUGUAUGUGUAAUAUAAUACAAUUUAUUUAAUAGAUAUUAGACUGAAUUACAAUUUUUAUGAAUUAUUUUGACAAUACAUCGAAA